CCCGACCCGGGAUCCGCGGUGGAGGCCGAGCAGCCCAGACCGGCGGAUCGACCGGCCGCAGCGCGCCCGGGGGCCGAGACGCAGCCGAGGCUAGGGCUGCGGGGCAGCUCCGAGGCCAGGGCUUGCGGGAGGCUGCGGGGUAGCUGCUGAAGUACCGGCACUCGCGCUGUUUCUCGGGUCGCCGAGCCCCUCCCGCGCAGAGGCCCGAGCCUCAGCAGCCCGUGGCCUUGCGCGGCCUGCGUCUCCUCCGCGCAUCCCGCAGAGUGCGAGGAGACCCAGGGGUCGGGCCUGACCUCGGCGCCCCCUCCCCAGCCGCGACCUGACAGUCCAGCCGCCGGCACUUUUGACCCGGAGUCAAGCUGGGGCCCCGGUGGGACGAAGGCAAGAGUGGUGCUUGGGGGCCACCAGCCAAGGGACCUGGGGAUUGUCGGUGCAGGGAGGAGCGGACAAUCCCCUAAAGGAAAGGCAGGCCCCACGAUUUGCCAGGUUUCAGAAGGAGGGAUGCCCAAGAAAGGCACUGGCCCCUUGUUUUCUGUGCUGGGUGAUGACCUGACACUCAUGGGAAAAGGUCACUGCUGGACACCUGGAUCGGGUCUGUCAUGUCCAGAGGAAGCGGCUGUUUUGCCACCUGCCUGCUCAUCUGCCACCUGAGCGCCCUGACUGUGCCAUCCUGUAGGCCAUGGAGAACGAGCUGCCCGUCCCCCAUACGUCUAGCAGCGCGAGUGUCGCCAGCAGUACCAGCGGCGUCAGUAGCAGCAGUGGCGGCAACAAUAGCAGCAGCGGUGGCAGUGGCCGCCCCACGGGGCCCCAGAUUUCUGUGUACGGUGGCAUUCCUGACCGGCAGACUGUGCAGGUGAUCCAGCAAGCCCUGCACCGGCAGCCCAGCACGGCGGCCCAGUACCUGCAGCAGAUGUACGCGGCCCAGCAGCAGCACCUCAUGCUGCAGACGGCGGCCCUGCAGCAGCAGCACCUCAGCAGCGCCCAGCUCCAGAGCCUCGCGGCCGUGCAGCAGGCAAGCCUGGUGGCCAGCAGACAGGGGAGCACUUCAGGCAGCAGUGUGUCUGCACAGACCCCCGCCCAGUCAUCCUCGAUCAAUCUGGCAGCCUCCCCGGCAGCAGCCCAGCUCAUCAACCGGGCUCAGAGUGUCAACUCAGCAGCAGCCUCAGGCAUCGCCCAGCAGGCUGUCCUCUUGGGCAACACGUCUUCUCCAGCCCUGACUGCAAGCCAAGCACAGAUGUAUCUGCGGGCACAGAUGGCCCAGCCAGGUAACCUGGUGCAGGUAGCUAGGAGCCUAGGCGGCACUGUUCCUUUGUCCCCUCAGCUCAUCUUCACGCCCACGGCCACCGUCGCUACUGUGCAGCCUGAGCUCGGCACUGGCUCCCCCGCCCGGCCCCCCACCCCCGCCCAGGUACAGAACUUGACCCUCCGAACACAGCAGACACCAACUGCAGCAGCCUCGGGCCCUACCCCCACUCAGCCUGUCCUGCCCAGCUUGGCCCUGAAGCCCACGCCGGGUGGUAGCCAGCCUCUGCCUACCCCAUCACAAGGCAGAAACACUGCUCAGGGUUCCCCUGCAGGUGCCAAGCCUGCCAUAACUGACAGUGUGACGGAGCCACUCAAGAAAGGAGAUGGCAACAGCAGUGUGCCAGGGAGCUUGGAGGGUCGGGCUGGGCUCAGCCGAAUGGUACCUGCUGUGGCAACCCACCCCCUCAUUGCACCAGCCUAUGCUCAGCUGCAGCCACACCAGCUCCUCUCCCAGCCGUCCUCAAAGCACCUGCAGCCCCAGUUUGGGAUCCAGCAGCAGCAACAGCAAGCAUCACAGCAGCCGCCGCCGCCCCAGGCAUCACGGCCAGCACUCCAAGCCCCGUCCCACCCCCAGCUGGCCUCGGUCCCUCCAAGCCUGGCCCUGCAGCCCGGCCCCGAAGCCCAUGCCAUGCCGCUAGGCCCAGUCCCAUCCACCCUGCCUCUCCAGUGUCCCGCUGCCAACCUGCACAAGCCUGGCAGCACUCAGCAGUGCCACCCUCCCAUGCCAGAUGUCGAGCCUCACAAUGGAUACCCUGAGGGCCUGUCUCACACCCCUCAACACAGGUUCCAGCAUGCCUCGGCUGUCAUCUUACAACUGCAACCUGCUUCGCCAGUGCCCCAGCAGUGCACCCCCGAUGACUGGAAGGAAGUGGUACCUAGAGAGAAGAGUGGGCCUGAGACUCGGUCUGGCCCACCACCGCAUCAGCAAGCCAUCGUCACUGCCAUGCCCGGUGGCCUGCCUGUACCCAAGAGCCCGAACAUCCAGCAGUCCCCAGCUCAUGAGACAGGGCAGGGCAUUGUUCAUGCACUGACCGACCUCAGCAGCCCCGGCAUGACCUCAGGGAACGGAAACUCUGCCUCCAGCAUCACCGGCACUGCCCCCCAGAAUGGUGAGAAUAAACCACCACAGGCCAUUGUGAAACCCCAAAUCCUGACGCAUGUUAUCGAAGGGUUUGUGAUCCAGGAGGGGGCGGAGCCUUUCCCGGUGGGACGCUCAUCCCUGCUGGUGGGGAAUCUCAAGAAGAAGUAUGCACAGGGGUUCUUGCCUGAGAAACUUCCGCAGCAGGACCAUACCACCACCACUGACUCAGAGAUGGAGGAGCCCUAUCUGCAAGAAUCCAAAGAGGAGGGUACUCCCCUUAAACUCAAGUGUGAGCUCUGUGGCCGGGUGGACUUUGCCUACAAGUUCAAGCGUUCCAAGCGCUUCUGCUCCAUGGCUUGUGCAAAAAGGUACAAUGUGGGAUGCACCAAACGAGUGGGCCUUUUCCACUCGGACCGGAGCAAGCUGCAGAAGGCGGGAGCCGCAACCCACAACCGCCGUCGGGCCAGCAAAGCCAGUCUGCCAACACUUACCAAGGAUACCAAGAAGCAGCCAGCAGGCACUGUACCCCUCUCAGUUGCUGCCGCACUGCAGCUAACACACAGCCAGGAAGACUCCAGCCGUUGCUCCGACAACUCAAGCUACGAGGAGCCCCUGUCACCCAUCUCAGCCAGCUCAUCCACCUCCCGCCGGCGACAAGGCCAGCGGGACCUGGAGCUCCCUGACGUGCACAUGCGGGACCUGGUGGGCAUGGGGCACCACUUCCUGCCAAGCGAGCCCACCAAAUGGAAUGUGGAAGAUGUCUACGAAUUCAUCCGCUCUCUGCCAGGCUGCCAGGAGAUAGCAGAGGAAUUCCGUGCCCAGGAAAUCGACGGGCAAGCUCUGCUGCUGCUCAAGGAGGACCACCUGAUGAGCGCCAUGAACAUCAAGCUGGGGCCCGCCCUCAAGAUCUACGCGCGCAUCAGCAUGCUCAAGGACUCCUAGGGCUGGCCGGGCCCCGGGCUCCUCCUCCCGACUGAGCAGAGCCAGCGGACACUCCUGGGGGCCCUCCUCUGGCUCUCAGGGGCCUUUCUGUGGGAGGGGCGGAGAGGCGGGCGGCGCGGAAGAUGGGGCUUUAUGCUUGUACAUAUUGAUAGCACUGCUUCCUCCGAAGUCCCACUACGCUAGCCCCGCUCUCUUCCCCUCCCUCUGUCCCCCAUUUUCCAGGGGGUAUACGGUCAGGGCUCCCAACCUGAGUUGGGUUACUUCCAAGGGCAGCCGUCAGGCCUGCCUAGAGGCCUCGGAAGCCCUUGCCUGCCUUCCUCCACUUAUUUCUCUGGGCCCAGCUAACUCUUCCUGCUGCCAGCUUCUCCCACUGCAGCCUGUUUCUGAAGCAGCCAGAAGGGUUCUCCCCCCUCACCCUCUACAGGUGGAGGGAGAGAAGCUGGGCCCAGUUUGGCCACGCCUGCUGGCACAGACGCCUUAACGCUGUGUGUGUGACUGUGUGACCGUGUGGGAGCCUGGACUGACAGGCCGAGAGCCACCCUCUGGUAUCUCCAGGUGUUUUGUAGCAAACAGCCACUUAGUGCUUUGUCCUGGACUCCACUCAGCCUCAGGAUGGGGAAUAGGAAAGAAGGGCCGCCUCAGCGCAGAGAGGCACGAUCAGAAAGCGAUGAAGAGUAGUGGGAGAUUUUCCUUUCCAGAUGGCCGAGGUGUCUCCGCAGCCCCUUCCCGCACUGUGACGUCCCCCUGACUGCCCUGCUGUGUCACAGGCGGCACUGAGGAAGCUGCUGGUGGGCUGGGCCAGGCCGCGCCUCCCCGUCUGCCCACCCGCCCGCCCUGGGAGCCCAGCGGUGGGGCCCUGGGAACAUCCAAGGGCAGAAGAGCUGGAGUGACCACCGCUGAGGUGAAGAAGGCAGCCUUCGGCCUCGGGUCCCAUGCUUCUCUGCCUCUGGAACUUGCUGGCAGUGGUCUGAGCUGCCCGUGGAGGAGGCGGGGCAGGAAGGGCGAGGGCCUGCCUCUGACUUGCCCGGGCCUCUGCAGACUCCUGGGGGGAGUGGGACUCUCCCUGGGGGAAGGGUGGGUGCCCUUCUGAGCUUGUUCUAUUCCCCACUCACACCCCCAGGCAGGGUUGGAAAUGAAGGACUUUUUUAACCUUUUUGUUUUUUAAAAAUAAAUCCAUAAAAUCUG
This is a messenger RNA of Globicephala melas (long-finned pilot whale), 4513 nucleotides long. It is a transcript of the gene PHC2, whose product is annotated as polyhomeotic homolog 2. NCBI's taxonomy places the organism in Eukaryota, Metazoa, Chordata, Mammalia, Artiodactyla, Delphinidae. Gene Ontology annotation, biological process: negative regulation of DNA-templated transcription. Gene Ontology annotation, molecular function: zinc ion binding; chromatin binding; histone binding. The record is from RefSeq and is a predicted model, not a curated record. Gene Ontology annotation, cellular component: PRC1 complex; nucleus.